This is a messenger RNA of Geosmithia morbida, 2625 nucleotides long. RefSeq lists its product as uncharacterized. Lineage: Eukaryota; Fungi; Ascomycota; Sordariomycetes; Hypocreales; Bionectriaceae. Bases 1 to 2625 code for a protein of 874 amino acids. The record is from RefSeq and is a predicted model, not a curated record. The transcript has a single exon.
AUGGCAAUGUGGCCCUUUCGCCGCAGGAGCGAUCGGAAACGCUCUCGCAGCGGAGCCGCCCUGUCCGAUGCCGAGGGCCCUCCUGCGAGGAGCCAGACGGAAAGCGCCGGCGGCACAUCCUCGUCGACGACCGCCGCCGUCUCCGCCGCACCGAGGAAGCAGAAGAAGAAGCAGCGUACCGAGCCUGCCAAGCUGCAGCGACGACAGCGCGCCUACAGCUUCUCCCCGGGCCGGCAAGAUGACCUGGGUGCGGACAACAGCCGCGGCCGAUAUCCCUCUCCCCAACGGCAUGGCCAGAACCCAAGCCACGGCGCUCGGGAGGGACGGCCGCGAGGCGACGUCUGGGAUCGAACCCCCACCCUCUAUCACAACCAGGCCAGCAGGCGACCAGACAGACCCAAGAACGUCAGCAAGAAGAAGAAGAAGCAGGAGGCCCGCGACAGGGCCGCCGAGGUCAGGGCCAUGAGCACAUUCGACCCCGUCCGGCCCGCCGCCGAGGACUGGACCUCCGGCCGCCCCAUGAUGAAGGAGAGCAAGAGGAUCAAGUCGACGCCCCAUUUUUACGGCCGUCCCCCGUCCGACGUGUCGCUCCCGCUACCCGGCUCCAUACACUCGAGCCUGUCCUCCGAGUCCGAGUUCCAGACCUUCCGGGUCUCGGCCCUCGCCUCCCUGGCACCCCGCCCGACGCUCCGCUACACGGCGUCCAUGAAGCACACCCAGAACAAGGGCAAGGCCCUGGCUGGGAGGGGACCCGUCGUCGACGACGACACAUCGCCGCACCGGCGGGUAGACUACCUCGCCGACGACCUCAACGCCAGGGACCUCCGUGAGCUGAUGGAGCGCGAGGACAGGCGGCGCGAGAGGAAGCGCCAGCGUGACCGCGAGAGGGCCGAGAGGAGGUUGGCCCGCCAGGCCGAGCAGCAGAAGGCCGAGGCAGAAGAGGCCAGGAAGUCCGGAACGCCGCCUCCCGAGAACCUCGAGCGUGGAGUCGCCGGGCGCGACCUGGUCGGACUGGGCAUCGACCCCGCCUCUACGAGGGUGACGACGUCGGAGAAGUCAGAGAAGUCGGACAAGUCGGACAAGUCAGUGCAGUCGGACAAGUCGGACAAGUCAGUGCAGUCGGACAAGUCGGACAAGUCAGUGCAGUCGGUAAAGUCGACCAAGUCAGUGAAGUCGGUAAAGUCGACCAAGUCAGACAAGCGUUACUCGGAUAGGUCCAUCCAUAUGGCCGAUGCCGAGGACGAGCGGCCCGUCGAACCGUCACGGCUUUCGGACCCGCUACCCAGCCGACGCGAGCCCGAGGUCAUCCCCGAGAUCGGCGAGCCCGGCGAGCUUGGCGACACGGCGUCGACCAAGCCGCAAGACUCGGCAACAUCGCUGGCGCCGAGCUCGCGCCUGGUCGGUAUAUUGCGCUCCAAGAAGUCCAAGUCGAGAUCCACGCUGGCCUCGGAGAGGGACAAGGCCAUGUCACCGCCCCCCGAUGUCAUCGACGAGGAGGCGACGCCGCGGCACAGCUCGUGGAGCAGCGACAAGCGAGGCCGCUUCUCGCUCUCGUCAUUCAUCCGGUGGGGCGGCAGGCACAGGCGCAGCUCGGGCGGCCCGCCGUCCUUCUCCAACACGUCACGCGAGGAGAUGCAGGCAUCGUCGGCCGCGGCGCAGCCCCAGACGCCGGCGCAGGCCCUGGCCAGGCUGCAGAGCGACGACCUCAAGAAGGGGCAGGAGCCGCCGUCGCAGCCGCCCAGCGGCAUGUACCUGUCUCGGGGGCCGAGCAACGGCGCCAGGCUGCGGACCAAGUCCCGCUUCCGCGAGGACCUGCCCGAGCUCCCCAUCUCGCCGCCCGACUCGCGCAUGCAGUCGCCGGAAGCCGAGCCGGCCCGCAACGACGAGGACGCCGCCUACCACGGCCGCGCGCAGCCGAUGGCCAUCCCGCCCCGCACGCAGCAGAUCUCCCCGGAGCCGCCGCAGUCCCUCUCCAUCUCCCUAGCGUCGAUCGACUCCGAGGGCUCGUGGCUGUCCGGACGUCUGAGCGCCAGGCGGUCGGCCAUGCGGGAGAGCAUCGCGCGCGCCAACCGCAUCGACCAGGAGCACUCCGCCGGCACGACCCAGGAGGACCUCGGCAUCGCAGACGACGACUACAUGGCUCGUCUGGCCCCCCACCACCAAGGCCACGCGUCCGUCCUCAUCGGCGGGCGUGCCAGCAGCGAUGACGGCGACGAGGUCCGGGAAGAGCAGGAGCACGAGGAGGAGCGCAGCAGCCUUGCCGGCGAUGCCGGCGUCAAGCUCGGCGCCGUCGGCGGCUCUAGGCCUCACAUCGUCCACCCGGACAGGUACGGCAACAACCGAUCCACCAUCCGAAGCCAGGAGGGUCUCCUGAACAUCGAGUCUGGAGACGACGACGGCGGCGGCGGCGGCGACGAGCAGUACGAUGAAGACGAUGACGAGGAGGACAGCGCCACGACCGAAUCCCCCGUCACCUCUACCGCUGCGCCCGUCGACAUCCAGCGCGCCAGGAGCGUCAACCUGGGUAAGGGUGGGCACGUCCGCAACUUUAGCGCCGGAAGCGCCAAGCUGCUGGACAUCACUCCUCGAAACUCUGUCGAUACCGGACUUGUUGGCAGGAAGUGA